UGAGAUUCGGAGUAGGGGUAAAGGGGAGUCCGAGUGGCGGGCGGACGGACUGGUGGCGGAGGCGGCGGUCCCGCAGGCGGGAGCGGUUGGAGAUCUGUUUUCCUUGCCAGCAGUCCCGCCUCCUUUUCAUCGGAGUUUGUGGCUGUUGUGACAGGCUAUGGCGGGCCGUGGUGGAGCUGCGCGGCCAAAUGGUCCAGCUACAGGAAAUAAGAUCUGCCAGUUCAAACUGGUGCUUCUAGGAGAAUCAGCUGUUGGGAAGUCCAGCCUUGUCUUGCGCUUCGUGAAAGGACAGUUCCACGAGUAUCAGGAGAGCACAAUUGGAGCUGCCUUCCUCACACAGACCAUCUGCCUAGAUGACACAACGGUCAAGUUUGAGAUUUGGGAUACAGCUGGGCAAGAGCGCUACCACAGCCUGGCACCAAUGUAUUACCGGGGGGCGCAAGCAGCCAUUGUUGUCUAUGACAUUACCAACAUGGAUACUUUUGUGCGAGCCAAGAACUGGGUGAAGGAACUGCAGCGGCAAGCCAGCUCUAGCAUAGUCAUUGCCCUGGCAGGGAACAAGGCUGACUUGGGCAACAAGCGAGCUGUUGACUUCCAAGAAGCCCAGACAUAUGCAGAUGACAACAACCUGCUGUUUAUGGAGACGUCGGCAAAGACGGCAAACAAUGUGAAUGAAACUUUCAUGGCAAUAGCUAAGAAGCUUCCAAAAAGUGAACAGCCAUGUGCAACAGGGACAGCAGGCAGGAAUCGAGGUGUUGACCUCCAGGAGAGUAGCCAACCCAGCAAGGGGCAGUGUUGCAGCAACUGAGGGAUCCCUGCCUGCUCCUCUGGGCAGCUCCAACUGGAAUGCACCUGAACCGACCGCACUUACAGAAGAAAAGCUGCCGAGAUCCCCUCUUCUUUUUCCCUUCCCAAUUCCCCUUCUUUGCUUUAUUCUUCUGAUCAUAGAAUAGGGGGGGGGGGAGCAGAAACCACCACUUCCUCUUCUGUACAAAUAAUGAAUUCAUAUUUUUAAAAACUCUUAGUCACCUUUUUAAAACACACAAAUGAACUGUGGCACUCCUCUACCACUUUUCAUAGGUAGACGGUGAUGCGUGUCUUCAGCUCUUUGGUCUUUCUUUUCUCUGCCUUUUAUUUUUCCGAAGGGUUUUACAGCCUUGUACUUUCUCACAGCUGCUUGGAAGAGACAAAUCCCUGUCUUGGAUGGGAUGUGACUUUUGGAGCAUCUGCUUGGUGAUUCUAAGCCGCUUCAACUAGCAGGGCUUAUCCUAAGCAACUGUGGUAGUUUUAGGCUGGGGAAGAUGUAGAGAGAGUGGUGGAACUACUAUUUCCAGGGUUCCUUGGCUGAGAGCUUGGUUUAAAUAUGGUAUUGAUUUGGCCUUUAAAAGCAAGGACAUGCAGGUAACCACUAAAUGAAAUUGUAGCAUUAAUGCUAGAUUGAGAGAAACCUCUAGCCUUUACGCCUUGUUUUGACCAAAUCAUGAGUAUUUGCGGGGUGGGGGCAGGGUGCUGAUUUUCUUCUGUAUUUUGUAUUCUAGUUUUCAACAUGUAACCAAUCAGUAUCUCUUUAAUUGCAUAUACAAACUAGCCUUGCGCCCACCUCAGUUUGCAUUGGGCUUUGGGUAUACCAACUCUGCAUUAAUUUUUUUUUUUUACAUUUUGGAUGUAAUGCACUAAUUCAACCUGUUGAAGACAAAUUGUAUAAAAAUUAUCACUUUUUUGAUGAGCAACCUGAUGCCAUUGUUAAUAAUCCUAUAGUAUAAUGUUGGUGAGUGUAUAGAUGCAGCAGUUGAGGAGAAUGGACACAAGCUGGGCUGUGGCAAGAGGUGGGCUAAAAUACGUAUUCAUAUACAGACAAAAUAUUGGUAAUUCCACUAAAUAAACUGCAAAAAGGGGGUAACAAAUUUUGCUUCUGAUCUAGUGCCUGAGGCAAUUUUGUCUUACUCAUACUGGUAUUUAAGAGAAGGAGUCUAUGUUGGUCUCUUCAAUACAAAGCUCCAGUUGUGUAUGAUUUAAAAAUAAAUAAAUUUUUAUAAUUCUGAUGUUGA
This is a messenger RNA of Elgaria multicarinata webbii, 2048 nucleotides long. RefSeq names its product RAB5C, member RAS oncogene family (gene RAB5C). The coding region runs from base 158 to 808 and encodes 216 amino acids. NCBI's taxonomy places the organism in Eukaryota, Metazoa, Chordata, Lepidosauria, Squamata, Anguidae. The record is from RefSeq and is a predicted model, not a curated record. Gene Ontology annotation, molecular function: GTPase activity; GTP binding. Gene Ontology annotation, cellular component: Golgi apparatus; endosome. The transcript is spliced from 6 exons.